Anolis carolinensis (green anole) is the source of this 1754-nucleotide messenger RNA. Its product is annotated as phosphoglycerate kinase. Lineage: Eukaryota; Metazoa; Chordata; Lepidosauria; Squamata; Anolidae. Gene Ontology annotation, cellular component: cytosol. Gene Ontology annotation, biological process: gluconeogenesis; glycolytic process. The coding region runs from base 93 to 1346 and encodes 417 amino acids. The transcript is spliced from 11 exons. The record is from RefSeq and is a predicted model, not a curated record. Gene Ontology annotation, molecular function: ATP binding; phosphoglycerate kinase activity; ADP binding.
GCGGGGCUAAGUCUGAGGGGACGUUAUUUCUGCCUUUACCGUCGCCGCUGCCGGUUGCUUUCUCGGAGGAGCUUCGUUGCCGGCCUCCCAAGAUGUCUCUCUCCAACAAGCUCACGCUGGACAAGGUGGACGUGAAGGGGAAGCGCGUCGUCAUGCGGGUUGAUUUCAAUGUCCCAAUGAAGGACAACAAAAUAACCAACAACCAAAGAAUCAAGGCAGCUGUCCCGACCAUCAAGCACUGCUUGGACCAUGGAGCCAAGUCCGUGGUCCUCAUGAGCCACUUGGGGCGGCCGGAUGGGGUCCCGAUGCCCGACAAGUAUUCUCUGCAACCGGUGGCUGCAGAACUCAAAACCCUGCUCGGCAGGGAUGUCUUGUUCCUGAAAGACUGCGUGGGUGCAGAGGUGGAGGCUGCUUGUGCCAACCCUGCCGCCGGCUCCGUCAUCCUCCUGGAAAACCUCCGGUUCCACGUAGAAGAGGAAGGCAAGGGGAAGGAUGCCUCAGGGAACAAGAUUAAGGCUGAUCCUGCCAAGGUGGAGGCCUUCAGAGCCUCCCUUUCUAAACUGGGCGAUGUUUAUGUCAACGAUGCUUUUGGGACAGCACAUAGGGCCCACAGCUCCAUGGUUGGGGUCAAUCUGCCUCAAAAGGCUGCCGGCUUCCUGAUGAAGAAAGAGCUGGACUAUUUUGCCAAGGCUUUGGAGCACCCCGAGCGCCCCUUCCUGGCCAUCCUUGGCGGGGCAAAGGUUCAAGAUAAGAUUCAGCUGAUCAAUAACAUGCUGGACAAAGUCAAUGAGAUGAUCAUCGGCGGCGGAAUGGCCUUCACCUUCCUGAAAGUGAUCAACAAAAUGGAGAUCGGCAAUUCUUUGUUUGACGAGGAAGGGUCCAAAAUAGUCAAGGACCUGAUGGCGAAGGCGGAGAAGAACGGGGUGCGGAUCAACCUCCCCGUGGACUUCAUCACGGCCGACAAGUUUGAUGAGAAGGCGCAGAGCGGGCAGGCCACCGUGGCCUCCGGGAUCCCGGCCGGAUGGAUGGGAUUGGAUUGCGGCCCUGAGAGCGUCAAGAACUUCGUGGCGGCCGUGGGCCGAGCCAAGCAGAUUGUGUGGAACGGCCCGGUGGGCGUCUUCGAGUGGGAGAAGUUUGCGCACGGCACCAAGGCCGUGAUGGACAAAGUGGUGGAGGUCACGGGCAAAGGCUGCAUCACCAUCAUCGGUGGCGGGGACACGGCGACCUGCUGCGCCAAGUGGGACACGGAGGACAAAGUCAGCCACGUCAGCACCGGCGGAGGGGCCAGCCUGGAGCUCCUGGAAGGUAAAGUCCUGCCUGGAGUGGACGCCCUGAGCAACGUCUAACCGAGCAAGACGCGGCUGCAGGUAGACCUUCCUCCCUUCCUCCCUCGCUCUCUCUCUCUUCCCGUUCACCUUCAAGCAGCCGCUGCAGCGCUUUCCUCCCUUUAGGAGCUGCCGGUUGUCACAAAAUGCAAACCUGGAGGCCGAGGGAACGGCAAAGAUGGCUCUGAUUUGCUCACGGUUCACCCCCCAGAACUACCGUCGUGUCCAAUCUUCCCUGUGAUUCCAGAGUGUAUAUAUUGAUAUUCUCUGCCACCGGUUCCUCCCAAACCGGCUCCGCUGCAUUCGGUGUUGUUAGUCGCUGCUCUUUGUCGAUCACACGGUUCGCACACAGCACCCCGAGGGGGGAAGCGGCAGGUUUCAUGGUGCCGACGCCAACGUUAGCUUCAAAAUAAAUGUUUAAAAUUCGAA